This is a messenger RNA of Anolis sagrei ordinatus, 1553 nucleotides long. RefSeq names its product alcohol dehydrogenase class-3. The record is from RefSeq and is a predicted model, not a curated record. NCBI's taxonomy places the organism in Eukaryota, Metazoa, Chordata, Lepidosauria, Squamata, Anolidae. Gene Ontology annotation, molecular function: zinc ion binding; S-(hydroxymethyl)glutathione dehydrogenase [NAD(P)+] activity. Gene Ontology annotation, cellular component: cytosol. Gene Ontology annotation, biological process: formaldehyde catabolic process.
UGCAGCAGAAGGGGGGGGGUGUCUUCCAAGAGGCAGACCAAGAAAGGGCUCUUUCUGGUGAAGGCCAUGGCGAGCGGGGUUAUCAAAUGCAAGGCAGCUGUUGCCUGGGAAGCUGGCAAGCCUCUGUCCAUUGAGGAGGUCGAAGUUGCACCACCAAAAGCUCAUGAAGUCCGCGUCAGGAUCAUUGCCACUGCUGUGUGCCAUACUGAUGCCUAUACUCUGAGUGGUGCCGAUCCAGAAGGAAGUUUCCCUGUCAUCCUGGGCCAUGAAGGAGCCGGCAUUGUAGAGAGCGUUGGGGAAGGAGUGACUAAAUUUAAAGCAGGAGACACCGUUAUCCCUCUGUAUAUCCCUCAGUGUGGAGAAUGCAAGUUUUGUUUAAAUCCUAAAACCAAUCUCUGCCAGAAAAUAAGAGUCACCCAAGGAAAAGGAGUGAUGCCGGAUGGCACUACUCGCUUCAUGUGCAAAGGGAAGCAAGUUCUACACUUCAUGGGGACAAGCACUUUCUCAGAGUACACGGUUGUUGCUGACAUCUCCCUGGCUAAAAUUGAUGCUUCAGCUCCCUUGGAUAAAGUCUGCCUGCUGGGAUGUGGAGUUUCUACAGGAUAUGGAGCAGCCUUGAACACUGCCAAGGUGGAACCAGGCUCUACUUGUGCCGUCUUUGGCUUGGGUGGUGUUGGGCUUGCUGUCAUAAUGGGCUGCAAAGUGGCAGGUGCCUCCAGGAUCAUUGGGAUUGAUCUCAACAAAGACAAGUUUUCAAAAGCAAAGGAAUUCGGAGCUACAGAAUGCAUCAGCCCUGAGGACUCCAAGAAGCCUAUUCAAGAAGUCCUGGUUGAGAUGACAGAUGGAGGAGUAGAUUACUCAUUUGAAUGCAUUGGUAAUGUUCAUGUCAUGAGAGCUGCCUUAGAAGCUUGUCACAAAGGUUGGGGAGUCAGUGUGAUUGUUGGGGUUGCAGCUGCUGGUCAAGAAAUUGCCACCCGCCCGUUCCAGCUGGUCACUGGCCGAACAUGGAAAGGGACUGCCUUUGGAGGUUGGAAGAGUGUAGAAAGCGUUCCAAAAUUGGUAGCAGAAUACAUGUCCAAAAAGAUGAAAGUGGAUGAAUUUGUGACUCAGAACUUAUCUUUUGAGAAAAUCAAUGAGGCCUUUGAACUCAUGCAUGCUGGAAAGAGCAUCCGAACUGUUCUAAAGUUUUAAGAAGCUGGAAGAAGGAACUCUUUUUACUGCAGGAGUAAAACAUUACAGUUACCCAAUAUGCCUUACUUUAGGAAACAUGAGGAAACGCUUGUUCAAAUUGAAUUAGACCUACUCUGACAAUGUAGAUUUAAAAAAAUACUGAUCUCCAUAUUGGAAUGGUAGUACUAGUACCAGCGACUGAUUUUGAAUGGAUCAAGUAUCUUACUAUUUCCUAUCUUACUGCUGUCCCCAAGGACUAGCAACGUAACUGUACAUUGAACCCACUUAAAAUCAAUGGUGUUACCUUUUCUUCUAGAAGAUUUUGCAAUGAAAAAAGUUGUCUUUCAGAGAGAAUCAUGAUUAAAGCAUCACUUUCCUAUGUA